Messenger RNA from Entrophospora sp. SA101, 504 nucleotides. NCBI's taxonomy places the organism in Eukaryota, Fungi, Glomeromycota, Glomeromycetes, Entrophosporales, Entrophosporaceae. The record is from the annotation of a GenBank genome assembly.
AUGUUUGAUUUUAUUUAUAUUGAUGCUUCACAUGUUGCUUGCGAUGCCUUAUUGGAUGCUGUUUUAUCUUGGAAUUUGUUAAAAGAAGAUGGAAUUAUGAUUUUUGAUGAUUACGAUUCGGAUCUUUAUAAAGAGGAAUUUUUUAACACCAAAAUAGCUGUUGAUUCGUUUUUGAGGUGCUAUAAACAACAUAUAAAAGUUAUUGAGAAAUAUUACCAAAUGGCUAUUAGGAAGGUUAAACCAACUACAACAUUUGAAAUGAUAGCUUGUAAUCAAAAAGAUGAGCCAACUCAAGUUUAUGAAGAAUAUGAAGGAUAUCCAACAACCGAUUCUGAAACCUUAUCAUCCAUUUUGCCAUUACCAAAUAAUUUAUUGACCACUACCAGCCAAAAAAAUCAUUAUAAGAGAGGUAGGCCUCAUGAGAGUUUCAUUUGUCAACACUUUAGUGAUCAUGAUUUGAAUAAUGUUUCUAUUUUAAAACAAAUAUUGCAACCUGAUAAUGAU